AUGAGUACACUCAAAUCCCCCAGUCUUGUGCAGCUCAGCAGGUCUCAUCAAUAGUUGCAUUUCUCAUUCAGAUAGUGUGCACUCCUUGUAUUUCUCAAGAAUCUCAUAUUUCUUCACUAGUGAAUCGCCACUUUGAAUUCUUGACAUUAGUGCUUCUAAUCAUAUAAUAGGCAUAUCUAGCAAGUUUACAUCUUAUUCUAGUCAUCCUGGUGUCUCUAAUGUUACCCUAACUAACAAAUCAACCACACAUAUCUUAGGUGUGGGGACAAUAUCUCCAUCAUUUGAACUAUCUCUUAAAUCAGCCCAUGUACCAAAAUUUCCUUUUAACCAUCUCUUUUGCUACUAAUGUGGUGAAUCAAUUUCUGGAACAACCAUACACCAAGCAUCUCAAUAUGAGCAUACAAAUAUUGAGGAAUCUCAUAGAUAGUCCAAAUAGAAGACGGCUAUACAAGAAUAAUGGUCAUCACACAGCACAAGGUUUUUCAAAUGUCGAUUGGGCUUUUUGCAGUCUAGACAAGAGAUCUAUUACUGACUACAAUAAUUUCCUUAGUGGCAAUCUUAUUUCUUAGAAAGGUAAGAAACAACAUGUGAUCUUGCAAUUAAGUGAUGAAUCAUAGUACAAGGCAAUGCAUAUACUACAUGUAAACUUAUAUGGAUCAUACAUCUUUUUGAAGAACUUGGUUUUCAUCAUGAAGGUCCUGUGGAGUUUAAAUGUGAAAAUCAGGCAGCAAUUCAUAUCUCGUCUAAUCCUAUGUUUCAUGAGAGAACAAAACACAUUGAAGUUGAUUGUCACUUCAUCAAAGAAAAGAUCCAAGUGAAACUCAUCACUAUAGUCUAA
Molecule: messenger RNA, 838 nt
Organism: Spirodela intermedia
Lineage: Eukaryota; Viridiplantae; Streptophyta; Magnoliopsida; Alismatales; Araceae
Source: the annotation of a GenBank genome assembly